CUCAUUCAAUAUUUAAUGAGCAUUAUCUAUUACUUACACAACAGCACCACACUAUCGCUGAUAUUGACAUAAUGCAAUGCAUUUUAUUUGAUUUACUUUAUAUCUUACUAAAGCAUUGUUUGUGGGUAAAUUUGAUCACGAUAAAUACUCAAUUUAAUGUGAUAUAAAAUAAAAUUGUUUUCAAAAAAACAUUCCAAAAUGGCAUUUUUUCUUCUUUUGGAGCACAAUUGUUCAUCAUUGUUUGACUACUGUUUUCAAAAUAAUUAUUAAAAACUAACAAAAGUAAAACAACAACAACAACACGAACAAUCGAAAGUAUGUGUUUAUUAUGCAGACACAGUAGAUGACUGACCGCAAUGCUUAUUUUGAAAUUAUUUUAUGAAAGUGGACUUAUCAUGCAGAACAAAAAAAUAUUGAUAUGGUUUCUCAACCUAUUAAAUGAAUCUGAAACAAAAAGUACAUUUACGUUAUCAUUUUCAAGGAAAUAUAUAUACAGCUCUCUGCUACCUUCUAAAUAAUGAAAUUUACAACUAUAACUAGGUCACUUGUAAACAAAUAUACAUUAACUAUUAUUAGAGCAUUCUAUUUGUGAAAUAUAACGUCACUGAUGCUAUGUUUACCGCUUACAAGUCUAUUCACGAAGUCGAUACGGACAUGCGCGUUGGCGAUUGUUCGUUCAAUGCGGCAGUAUAAAUACCGCGCUUUCGCUUCAGUGUGAUAAACCAAUGUGUCAAUAUACAAACGGAUAACUCAAAAACAGCUUCGAAGAAUUUUGCGUACAGUAGCUCCCCCUUAUAUAACAUCAGGCUUCGGUAUGGCUCUACCGAACGGUAACAUGGAGAUCGUUUUCUCAUUCGACACGACGGGGAGUAUGUCGAGCUGCCUCGCAGAAGUUCGAGGGCGCGUCUCCGAUAUGGCACAGAGGCUGCAGGCUGACAUCCCCGGUAUUCGGAUUGGUAUCUUCGCGCACGGUGAUUAUUGCGACAAGCACAACUACAUAACGAAACACGUUGAUCUUACCACUGACAUUGCAAAACUAAUGGAUUUUGUGCAAAAGGUGAAAGCAACGAGCGGUGGCGACAGCGACGAAUGUUACGAGCUUGUCCUACACGAGGUACGCACUAAAUUGUCCUGGACACCGGGCACACAGAGGGCACUCGUCAUGAUUGGCGACUGUAACCCUCAUGAACCCAACUAUCCCCAAAACAAGCUGAAACUGGACUGGAGAAAAGAGGCAGAUGCUCUGGCUGGCAUUGGCGUCCGCAUUUACAGUGUCCAGUGCGCAAGCUACGGCGCAGACCAUUUCUACGGGGAUAUUGCUAAGCGCACCGGAGGUCAGCAUUUGAGGCUCAGCGACUUCAAGAAUGUUUUCGACUUUCUAAUGACCGUUUGCUAUCGUGAGAAGAGUGACGAUCUAUUCACUUCUUAUGAGAAGGAGGUUCGAGCUCGAUGCGGGACAGUGAACAAAGACCUAGAUAAGCUGUUCGGAGACCUGAGGGACAAGGCCCCAAUGGACGUUGAUUCAGACACGUCAUCGAAGUCUGACAAGCCGCUUCCGAAGGCGAAGAAAUUUGUGGCAGCAAAAAAGGUUGGAGUAAAGAAAGCAGUCGCAGCCAAGAAAGUUUCGGAAGCAAAGAAAGUUGUGGCAGCAAAGAAGGCUGUUGAAACAAAGAAGGCAGUGGGAGCAAUGAAAGUGCCUGCUUUCAGAGCCAAGUCCCCACUAAAACGUCUUAGGAAACCCAAAAGAAGUCUUGAUAAGUUUGCUGAUAAAAAUCUCCCAAAGCUGCGACGCGAAAACGUUCCCGAAAACAACUUCCUGCUAAGGGAAUUGAAUUGGAGCCCCUGGAAACUGAUUAUGUCAACACUGAAGGUCGAAGAAGAAACCUGCAUCCCUAGAAAAGCUUGCGGUUUCCGAGUUAAAGAAUUGUUUGGCGACCAAACCAAAGUCCCUGCUAUUUAUGAGGUUGCCAUUCAGCCAAAAUACCGCUGCAGAAAGUAUGUGGUAUUCAGAAAAAUGUGUCGCCGUGGAUUUUGUUCGGAAAAAAGAUGGGAACGAAACAUUUUUUCGGGGGGUAACCUUCAGCAGCAGUUGUCUAAAUGUCUUCAAAACAAUUGUAAAGUUUACAUCAGAAGAGUGAUUUUGAAGGAUGACAAGCUUUCGACAGCGGUCAGAAAAAAUGUUUCAAGAUACGAUUACGCCUGGAAGAAUGGAAAAUCGAGCAGCUCUGAGCAACGGGAAGUGACAAGGGCUGGGGUGCAGAUUUCGUUUUAAAAGAUAUUUUAAAGGAACACAUGCGAACAUUGAAUAUGAACUUAUAUAAACUUGUCUUAAGGGGUAUUUUGCAAUGUACUUUUUAAUUGUGCUGUAAAUAAUAUUGCUAUAUCGUAUACCAUGUGACUGUAGUAUUUUAACAUAAUUGGUUCAUGUUCAUAUUAGUACAAAAAAUGUACUAUUUUAUUUGUAUAUACAAUAUACUUUAAUCGUAACAUUUAUUUGUACAUACUUUGUUAUUCAUAAACGUGGUUAUAACAUUGUUGAUAAAACAUUUAUAUUGUGAUGUGAAUAAAAAUAAACUAGA
This is a messenger RNA of Mya arenaria, 2579 nucleotides long. RefSeq lists its product as uncharacterized. Bases 815 to 2272 code for a protein of 485 amino acids. The transcript is spliced from 2 exons. NCBI's taxonomy places the organism in Eukaryota, Metazoa, Mollusca, Bivalvia, Myida, Myidae. The record is from RefSeq and is a predicted model, not a curated record.